GAUAAAAGAGGAAGAAAAGUACAUAACCAAUCGGAAAAAUGAAACAAAAACGUUCCGCGCGCACCGAUACUGCAAACAAUUUGAGCGUUAAGCGUCCUCUUUUACCAGGAAUAUCUUCAUUUUAUAGUUAUGCGGAUGUCGAGAACCCGCCACUCUACGAGUCAUCAUCGGAUGAUGAGCAGCAGCAGGAAUUUGUUAAGAGGAAGAAAAAGUUGAGUCGCGCGGAAAGAGUAGAGUUAAUAAAAAAACGGAACGACGAGAUUUUGAAGAAAGAAAAUGAGCUCGCCAACCUGACAGAGCCUAAGAACUCUGAGCAUUUUGAAAGGCUCCUGUUGGCUGAUCCCAAUAAUUCAGAGAUGUGGAUCAGGUAUAUCGCCUUUCAUGUGGCUUCAACGGAAAUAAAUAAAGCGAGAACGGUUGCAAAAAAAGCACUGGAAACUAUAAAUGUGACUAGGAUAGAAGACAAAUUUAAAGUGUGGGUGGCAUUACUCAAUUUGGAGAAUAUGUUUGGGACAAAAGAGUCUUUUGAAAGUGUAUUUCAGGAUGCGGUAAAGUACAAUGAUGCUUUGCAGAUUUACUUAAAGGGGAUACAAAUGCUGGCCGAGGCGGGGAAAUACGAAGAGAUGGAGCAGAAGGUUAAAAAAGUGAGAGGCAAGUUUAAACAAGAAUUGCAUAUGUGGUUGGAUCUGGCUAAAAUCUACUAUCAAUUAAACAAAUUCAAAGAAGCAAGGAACUGCAAAGAAGGCGCUUUGCGAUCCAUACUUGACAAGAAGACACAAAUAAAUAUAAUUGUUCGAUUUGCUAUUAUGGAAUUUAAACAUGGAGAGCCUGAACAAGGUUGUGCAAUAUUUGAAACCAUCUUGACAACUGAUCCCAGGAGAGUCAAUAUUUGGUGCACAUACGUGGAUCAGUUGGUAAAAAAGGGUGACAUACCACAGGCAAGGCAAGUGCUUGACAGGGCUGUAAGUCAAAAGUUACCACUGAAGUGUAUGAAAACUUUGUUUAUGAAGUUCAGAAAAUUUGAAGAGAGUUAUGGUACAGAAGUGAGUGUGGGAGCUAUCAAAGUUCGAGCCGCGGCUUACAUAGCUAGCAUUAAGUAACAUAAUA
Molecule: messenger RNA, 1107 nt
Organism: Cylas formicarius (sweet potato weevil)
Lineage: Eukaryota; Metazoa; Arthropoda; Insecta; Coleoptera; Brentidae
Gene: Rrp5
Product: protein RRP5 homolog
Exons: 1
Coding region: 39-1100 (353 amino acids)
Biological process (GO): rRNA processing
Cellular component (GO): nucleus; nucleolus; small-subunit processome
Molecular function (GO): protein binding; RNA binding
Source: RefSeq, a predicted model, not a curated record